Heteronotia binoei (common prickly gecko) is the source of this 3388-nucleotide messenger RNA. It is a transcript of the gene PWWP2A, whose product is annotated as PWWP domain containing 2A. Gene Ontology annotation, cellular component: nucleus. Bases 96 to 2258 code for a protein of 720 amino acids. The transcript has 2 exons. The record is from RefSeq and is a predicted model, not a curated record. Gene Ontology annotation, molecular function: histone binding; chromatin binding. NCBI's taxonomy places the organism in Eukaryota, Metazoa, Chordata, Lepidosauria, Squamata, Gekkonidae.
CCUCGGUAGGCGGCGCCCCUUGCCAGGCGGGCGAAGAAGGCCGCGCGCAUCGAUUCCGCCGCUGGUCGAGGGAGGAGGAAGCAGCAGCAGAGAAAAUGGCCGCCGUGGCUGCGACUGCGGCGGUGCCGGGUGACGGGGGAGCCGGCGAGGCCGAGCCCAUCCCGGGCACCGAGGCCGGCGCAGACGCGCUCCCUGCCGGCACGCCCGCCGCGGUGGAGUCCGCCGUGCUCGACGUGAGGGAGGAGCCGGAGCCGGCCCCGGGGGGCGAGGCCGAGGAGCCGCCGCCGCCGCCCACGCGAGACCCGCCGCAGGCCCAGCCCGGCCCGGAGCCCCAGCCCUUCUCCCAGCUCCGCGAGGCGCCGCCGCCCGCCGCUGGGGACGAGGAGGAGGAGGAGCAGCCGGACGCCGCAGCCGGGGCGAAGCCGGACGAGGAGGAGGAGGAGGAGGAGGAGAAGGAGGCCGAGGCGCUGCUGCUGCCGGGCUCGGAGGUGCGGGUCACCCUGGACCACAUCAUCGAGGACGCGCUCGUGGUGUCCUUCCGCUUCGGGGAGAAGCUCUUCUCCGGCGUCCUCAUGGACCUCUCCAAAAGGUUUGGACCCCAUGGAAUCCCUGUGACCAUCUUUCCUAAGAGGGAGUAUAAGGAUAAACCUGAGAUGAUGCAGCUCCAAAGUAAAUCAUUCCAAGAUGAGACACAGGUGAAGUGUGAAGCCAAUGGUGUAGUCAUGGACUCUUCUCCCAUCCAGCCAUCAGAACCUAACCUGGCUAAAAACCUGUGGACUUCCAAACCACCUCCCCUUUUCCAUGAGGGAGCGCCCUAUCCUCCUCCUUUGUUUAUCAGGGACACAUAUAACCAGUCAAUACCUCAGCCUCCGCCUCGGAAAAUUAAACGGCCCAAGCGGAAAAUGUACAGGGAGGAACCCACGUCAAUUAUGAAUGCUAUCAAACUACGACCGAGACAGGUCUUGUGUGACAAAUGUAAGAACAGUAUUGUUGCAGAAAAAAAAGAAAUUAAAAAGACCAGCAAUGCCAGUGACUCCUCAAAAUAUGAGGAUAGUAGAAAGCGAAGAAAUGAGAGUGUAACUACUGUGAAUAAAAAAUUUAAAACUGAUCAUAAAGUUGAUGGUAAAAGCCAAAAUGAAAGCCAGAAAAGGAAUUCUGUGGUCAAAGUUGCAAAUAUUGCCCACAGCAGAAGCAAAGUAGUCAAAGUUUCCACUCAAGCAAAUACGUCAAAAACACAAUUAAAUACUAAGAAAGUUCUCCAGAGCAAAAACAUGGAUCAUGCAAAAGCUCGGGAAGUUUUGAAAAUAGCCAAAGAGAAGGCACAAAAGAAACAGAGUGCAACCUCCGCUUCCAAAAAUGCACAUUCAAAGGUCCAUUUCACAAGGCGUCUUCAGAACACCAGCUCAGGUUCCCUGCCCCCACGAUUGCGCCUAAAGCCACAAAGGUACCGAAAUGAAGAAAACGACUCUUCUCUCAAGACAGGGCUUGAGAAAUUGCGGAGUGGCAAGCCCCAGUCUCGCUGCUCCUCUACCCGCUCAGCAGGUGAGGCCCCUUCAGAAAAUCAGAGCCCCUCAGAAGGCCCUGAAGAGGCUAACAUUGAGGUUCAGGACACAAAUGAAGUGCAUGUACCUGUUGAUCAGGAUGAACAGCAGACACUGGGCAAGAGAGGCAGCAAAAGCAAUAUAACAGUUUACAUGACCCUUAAUAAAAAGAAAUCUGACUCUUCCAGUGCAUCAGUGUGUAGUAGUGAUAGCACAGAUGACUUGAAGUCCACCAACUCUGAGUGUAGUUCUACUGAAAGCUUUGAUUUUCCUCCAGGCAGCAUGCAUGCACCUUCUUCCUCCUCCUCGUCCUCUUCGAAGGAAGAGAAAAAGCUCAGUAAUUCCUUGAAAAUGAAAGUCUUUUCAAAAAAUGUCUCUAAAUGUGUUACACCAGAUGGCAGGACCAUAUGUGUAGGAGACAUUGUUUGGGCCAAGAUAUAUGGCUUCCCUUGGUGGCCAGCCCGUAUUCUUACCAUUACUGUGAGCCGGAAAGAUAAUGGCCUUUUAAUCCGACAGGAAGCACGUAUUUCAUGGUUUGGGUCCCCAACAACAUCUUUCCUUGCUCUUUCACAGCUCUCCCCUUUUUUAGAAAACUUUCAGUCGCGUUUUAACAAGAAGAGAAAAGGUCUUUACCGCAAGGCCAUUACAGAAGCAGCCAAAGCUGCUAAGCAGCUAACUCCUGAAGUCCGGGCCCUGCUGACACAGUUUGAAACAUGAACAUGAAAAGUCAGGUAGGCAAGAAACGUGGAGGCUCCGUGAAAUGUAUAGCCUAGGUUAAUGCCAUGAAGGACUUGGCCAAUUAAAACAAAAAACAAAAAAUUGCACUCAGUUGGCUGCUUUUUUGUACUGGAAGUUCCAUUUGUAGCAAUGUCUUGACUGAAAGUUAUACUUAACAAAUUGUACAUGCAAUCAAAUUAACAUAAAGUGAGAUCUCAGUAUUUUUCAAGAGGACUCUUUAAAAAAAAAUUUUUUUUUUUUUGUAAAAGUUUAAAAUUCCUCUGACCACCCAUGCCCAGGAGCCAUAACCUCAGCCGAAGAGCAGUUUAUUUGCAGGGAAUUUUUACUAGUUUCUACCCACUAUAUAUACCAUUUCAGGGUGGGUGGGUGGGGGGAGGUAAAUAAAAGAAAUGGAAGUUACAAACAUGACCCAAAUUCUCCACCUUAAAUGCAGAACCCUUGACCCUGUCUAAGCCUUUGAACUUUUAAUUUAAACAUUUUUACUAAAAAUUUAUUCUAAUAAGCUGAGCCUGCCAGUGUUGGUGGGCCCAAAGGCAUUCAGAACUAUACCCCAAACACUUUUAUUUUAUACAGUCCAUUUUUAAUCCUUUUAGAAACCAAUUUCACAUGAACUCUGUUAGAAACGUAGAUAGGUCUUAGUGGUCACUUCUUUCCAGACACUCAGUCUAUGCUAUGCACCCAGGGAUACUAGUAUGAACUUCAGGGUUUAGCAAGUUAAGAGAGAACCUGUUGCUUAUAGGCAGGUCUGAAAAGUCCCUCAGUAUUUGGGAUCAAGGGCUGUUAAUGCUGCAUAGGUGUGAAUCAGAACUUCCAAGGGUGGGGUGGGGUGGGGGCUUCCUAGGACAGUUGUCCUGAGGGGUUAGCUUGAGAGUUUUUGUGUUGUGUAAAUAAUUGGUCAGAUUUUUUUCCUGACUUGUUCUUAAAUUCUUAGGCUACGUCCUAGUAAAUUACACUUUGUGAACUGUCAGAUGUGUAUUUGGAUGUACCGAACUGCAUUUUUAAAAAUAUUUCCAUUUAAGGUAUCUGUUUGCAGGUCAGAAAAUAUGGAAAAUGUAAUUGUGUAAUGCUCUGAAAUGUACAAAAAUUGUAAAUAAAAUUGACUAAAUCUA